AUGCCCGCCAUCCACCUACUGGCGGAGCGCCCGCCGCUGUGGUACGGCUCGGCCUUCGAAGUGAUUCCCUCCAACGAGGCCUCGACGGUGGCCGGAGCGCCAGUUGGAACUUGGUGGCAGAAUCCUGGACCAAUCUUCCCCAUCUACACCUAUGAGGAUGUAGCCAACUCCCAGACCACCGUCUACAUGAGACGAAAGCUGUUGAGACUGGGACAGUCCCAUGUGAUCCAACGUUGUGAUGGAAAAGGUCCUGUCGUCCACUUCUCUGAGGGCUGGAACUUCUUCUCGAAUCGCCUGCGGAAGUGGCUGAAGAUGAACCAGGCCAUGAGUUACAAGAUCUACGUGGACGACACCUUGGUGGCGGUGGCAGAGGAGACCCAGCAGGGCUUCCAGUCCAUCACCUUCCGGGGAGUCCAAGAGGAGAACAAAGGACGAGAAUUGGCCUCCUCGGUGCUGCAGUCGCGGCACUUCCAUGGCAAGUAUGAUGUGUGGUUAGUGCAGAACAAACAGGAAGAUGUGAUGCUCCCGGACUAUGUUAGCAGUGCCACCACGUUGCUGUAUGCCUUCUAUACACUGCAUCAAGACAAGAGAGAUGUGGCAUCUGUUGCAAAGGACCAGGAAAAGGCGCACCCCCCGAACUUCCUUGCGGCGGCAGAGGUGGAGAAAAAGAACGUCUCUGAACAUAUUGCGGCGCCCCUAGAGAUUCCUGUGGAGGCUGAAGUGAAAGUGGCAGAGGUUGAGACGGCUCAACCGCCGUCAUCUCUGAGCGGUUGGUUCCAGAGCCCACCGGAAGUUGAGUCGCGCCGAUCUGUUGUUCCGGGUGGCAGCAUGAGCUUUCUGCCGAACCUGGAUCCUGCGACUCUCUUGGUGAUUUGGCAGAUUCUGCUUCUUGUAGUGCUGCUUGUGGCUUUCGUUUUCUGUGUCUAUUCUCACUGCCGCCGCGUGAAGAAGCUGUCGGACACAGAUGUGGAAGCCUUCCAUACCUUUAAGGAGGUCUACAAGGGUCUGGAUAUCGAAGUGGACGAAGAGAUCUUUGACGUGGAGCGGAACCCAGAAUGCGUCUGCUUCGAGACCAUCCGGGCCGCCAAGCCUGCGGACUCCUGGUCGACGGCUCGACGACAUCUAGGGGAAAGAGCAUUCUUGGCAUCGCCUACUGCGCAGGAAGAGGCGCAAGGCGUGGGAUUUGGUCAGGAAAAGUUCUACCUCAGCCCUGGGCAGGCGGGCAUUGUAGCUCAGCCGCCACUUCCUCUUCCAGCUAUCUCAUCAAAGGAGGAACCUCUGACAGACGAAGAGAAGAAAAAGCUGACUCAUUUGCGUGGCUUGAAAACCAUGGAUGUACAACUUCCAGCAGAGCUGGAGGAACAGUUGGCCAUUCUGGAAAUGAAGGAGAAAGAGGUGAACAAUUCCAAAGCCUUGUCUCAUGGACACCUCAAUCGCAUGACAAAGAUCAAGACCCAAAUUGGAGCGCAAUCCAAAAAGAUCGAGGCUCUGGAUUUGGAAUGGUCUGCCUUUGUGAAAAAUACGAUGCAGAAAGUCUCCCAACAUGCAGAUCUUUACCAACAAUGUCGUGGAGAGAUGAUGGAGGUUUACAAUCAGAAGCUCGACGAGCUCAGGAAGCUCAAACACGAGCUGACAAUGGCAUCCAGAAGUCUCAUAGAUCAGCAGUUGGAGGAGCCGCCAGAAGCACCUCUAGAUUCAGUGGAGACACAACUGGAUUCAAUGAGGUCGGCGAUGGCCACAGCAGGGUCUGUCACACAGGUCCACGAGCUCUCGGACGAGGACGACGAGAUGGUGCUCGGAGAGGAACAAGAUGUGGAGAUCAUCAAAGGGAGCAGAGCAGCGAAAGCCAAUUUCAAAGCUGCAACCUCACCGCAGAAGGUGGCCAAUCUGCAUUUGAAGCAAAAGAAGGUUUUUCUCGAUGAGGAGGAACUGAUGAGAGUCCCAAAUGCAGCGUUAGUCACUGGAGCUAUACGUGUGUUAGAGCAAGAGUCAGAUGAUGAAGAUGUAACUAGCGAUGAUGGUGAGACUUCAGCAGCUUCCACAGAUGCUUCCAAUGACCACUCUUUGGACGCUUUGUCCCAGCCCUCGGAAGAGACACAGUGGGAUGAGGUUUCGAGUCCGAAAUCUUGGAGUUGGGAAGGUAAUCAAAGUGAUUUGUCCUUGCGUGAAGGGGAUGCCGCUACAUUGAUGUCAGGAGCACCAGUGAUGAUGCAAUAUGACAAUCCGGAUCCUUAUCCUUGGCAAGUUGACCCUAUCCAUUUUGAGGAGGAGCCUGAGCAAGAUAUGAUGGACACCGUUUUUGCGGAAGAUCAUCAAACACAGCUGCAGGAAUAUGUGGAGCAUGCUUUGGAGGGAACCGAAACAGAGGACACCGUUUGGCAAGCAGUGCUCAAUGAAUUGCCGGAAUUGGUGCAGCAGGCAUGGUGGGAUCACGCUCAAUAUGGAGCACUCACUAUAUUUCAUGUUUACCCACAGCCAAGCGAGUUGGGCGGCAUCAACAGUGUUGUGCUCUUGGUUAGUGUGGCCAGUCCGGCUGAUCUGGAUCCUGAUGUGAAAAAUGUCCUCAUCACUCAAAAAGGGGACCCAGCAGCGGGAUUGCGACCAGUUUCUUAUGGAGCCAAAAUUUUGACGGGUUCAACUGCCAAAGAGAUCAUGGUUCAAUUAGAUCUACACAAGAAGUGCAGACCUUUCACAAUGCGGGAAUGUGAAGUGCGUCUUGGUACAGAAGUCAUGCACGAAGAUGUGAGAUACAAUUUUGGACAUGGUCUCUGGUGUUGCCCAUCUUUUGGAAGGCGUCCCAAUUAUGUCACUAGCAACAUGCAAAGGGCGGAGAGAGUUGAAGCAUUCUAUUUGCAGGUUGAGGAGCUUCUCUUGUUACGGCCUGAGAGUGACAGUAUUGUUUGCCAUGUACAUGGAGUGUCGCCGGAAAACAGACCGAUGGGACAUCGUACUCUGGUGCUGCGAAGGCAGGAAUUGGAAGGUGAUCAGUGGAUUGAACGGAUGUGGCAGCUUUGGCCAUUUGAUCAUCCAUUUGCACCGAUCACUUUUUGCCCCUAUGCUAUGCCAGACAUGAAUGAAUGUCAAGAAAUGGCUUUCCAUUUUGCCGUGGACUAUGGAUCGCGUGAUGGAGUCACUGUUUUGGUAAGGCAAGUGAUUCAAGUCGCAGAUGACAUACCGAAGGGUUUACCUGGGGUGCAAGAACUUUGGGCUGUGGUCAUGCCGCACAUGGAGAUUAGUGAAGAUCCAUUGGAGGCUUUGGAAAGACCACCCUUUUGGCAACGUCAUGUGAGAAGUCAAAACAUGCGAAUGCAUCUGCAGGUCAAUGGUGAUCGAUAUCAGGAUGUAGUUGGGCAAUGGCAGGAUGGGGAUGUUCUCACUAUGAAAGUCAAUGUGGGGCAGAAAGCGCAGGCUUUAUCCAUACUGCUCAGAGAGGGCUAUAUGCCGGACCCAAAUUUCGAUGAGUUGGUCACAGAACAGACGUCCUUUUUGCAGAUUGGAGCAACAAUUCAGCAUGUUGAAGUUUAUGAUCAAGGUUUCCAAGAGUUUUGCGAACAUGUACGGGCAAAACAAGAUUGUGCUUCGUUUGGUUCGCGGGCUGAUGGGAAGGGCUGCAUACGGGAGUGUGGGGGGGCUAACGUGGAUCCCCCCAGCUCUCACAGCCAGGAAAAGGAAACAGUCAGGGAUUUUCAACAUGAACCCCUUUUGCGGCAUUGCCAUGAGGAUAACUUGGAUCUCAUGGGAUGUCAGGGGAAUGGAUCUGUGCAAACUACAAGUGAGGCAAUUGAUCGCCUGAAACAUGACCUGUCAUUGCUGUAUCAAGAGGACUGGAAAGGUUUGAAUCAUGACUUUGAGCAGAUUCCCUAUUUACAUCCCUUUGCAAGGUUGGCAAGUCAGAAGACUCAGGGCACGUCGAGAUGUCAGAACGUUUUUCAUGUUUUCACGGAUGGAUCAUGCAAAAGACACAAAGCAGCAUGGGCAUUUGUCGUCUUAUGUGAAUGUCACACAUUUGAGAGUCCUCUUUUUUACCGUGUUGGUUUUGCAGCAGGCAAUGUGGAUGAGAGCAUUGGAAAAGUUCGCUGCAAUGCAGCAGAUGCAGAGGCGACAGCUAUCAUUGCGGGAGCGGAAUUUUUGCUGGCGAAAGCUGAAUUACACAACAUUGAGGUCUUUUUUCACUAUGAUGCAAUUGCGGUUGGUCAUGGGGCGUGUGGCAGCCAGAAAAUUGUCUCGCAGGAUGACAGUUAUUCGGACAGACAAAGGGCCGCAAGAAUUUUGAUUUCUUUGCUGCAACAACGUGCCGCAGGAAUGAAAGGUUUGCAUGUGAAAGCCCAUGAUGGACACCCAUGGAACGAAUGUGCAGACAGCAUUGCAGGGCUUGUUUGCAAUGGAUGGCAACCACCAAUUCAGGCUGAGUUGAGAUCAGGUCCUUUGCUAUCCAACAAGUUACGUGAGUGGGCGUGGGUUGAAGCCAAUUCAACUGCGGUCAUGCCAUCACUGGAAGUUAUGUUGAGAAAUGAUGUGGCAGCGUACAAUCAAGGAUGGGUUGAUCCGACCUUGACAUCUGUGCAAGAGCAGUCUGCAAGUCACAGUGAUCAUGUGGGCGAUUCAAACUCUCACAAUGAGGGAUGUCAGACCCAUCGCAUCAGAUUUGCGACAGCGAAUGUGGGCACUCUUGAUUACAGAGGCAAUGUGAGCUGUUGCAGCAUCAAAGCCAAUGAGUUGCUUCAGCAAUGUCAACAAGAAGGAAUCCACAUUUUUGCGAUACAAGAAUCCAGAGCAGCAACAUCAAGAACUCUCACAAAUGGUCCUUUCACUCGCUACAUUGCGAAAGGAAGUCAAGGACAGGCAGGAGUUGAGUUGUGGAUCAAUGCACUGGAGCUAUCCAAGAUCUUUCACUGCGAUUUUCACCCUGAGAAAGAUGUGUGUAUCUGGCAUUGUUCUGAAAGAAUCCUUGCGGCGAGAUGUCACUGUGGGGUUCACACAUUGGAGAUCAUUGUUUUCUAUGCACCUCAACGUGGAAGAGGGGCUCAGGAGCAAGAGAUCUGGUGGUCAUAUUUCAAGAGCAUUUUGCAAGGUAGAGACAAGAAAGCACAGCUUUUCAUGCUUGGGGAUGGAAAUUGCAGUGUUGGCAGCAUCGACGAUGCAGCCAUUGGGUCUUUGGCAGCGGACAUUGAAGACGAAGGUGGAGGUUAUUUGCAUGAUAUUUGCACGAGUGAGAGCUUGAUGAUUCCCUCCACUUUUGACCAAUGGCACAACGGGCAGUCCCACACAUUUCUCAGUGCGAAAGGAGGACGCUCGAGAAUUGAUUUCAUUCUGAUUCCUCAAGAGUGUGCUGCCAGUGUGGUGCAAUCAUUUGUCAAUUUAGACAUGGAUCUGAUGAAUGGAGACCGGGACCAUUUUGCAUUGUGCUUGGACUGCGAAAUACAGGUUGGUGACAAGAACAUUGUGAGACGUUUCGUACGUCAGCAGUCUUACAAUCGCAAUGAGGCUAGAAAGUCCCAUUCACAGCAUGACAUUUUCAGCAUUAUUGAUAGUUGCCCAGCAGUUGAUUGGAAGACAGACGUCAAUGAUCACUGGGAUGUCAUACGAAAUCAUUUCCAGAAGCAGGCCAAAAUUCUUUUUCCAUGUCAACAGAGGCAACAAAGGCAGCUUUAUUUCUCUGCUGAGGCAUGGGAUGUCCUGUGCAAUCGAAAGGAUAUACGAAAGCAAUUUCGUGAGCUGCAAAGGGAAAAGAACAAGAUGAUGCUGCGAGCCAUAUGGCAAGUCUGGAAGAGUGAAAUCUCUGCAGUCAAUGAAGAGGAAGAUUUUCAUUUGCCACUUCACAUGCUGCGAUGUCAGGAAGCGAUCACCUAUGAAGCUCGUCUGAGGGCUGACAAACAGUUCAGAGCUAUCAAAAAGAGGGAUUGGAAAAACUGGAUCAGAAAGCAAUUGAAGGACAAAGUUGAAGCCGCACAAGGAGUGCGAUCAGCAGAGCUCUUCAAAAUUUUGCGGCCCAAGCAGAUGAUUGCGAGAAGUGCAGGGAAGCUAAUCAGACAAUUGCCGGGUCUGAUUGGACAGGACGGUGAAUGGAAGAGCAGCAGAGACGAAGUAGCAGUUGAAUGGCAAGCACAGUUUGGAGGGAUUGAAAAUGCGGAGGAUAUUUCUGUGGAGGAGCUGUUGGAGCGAUCUUGUCAGCAGUUCUUUGGCAGACGAACAGAGGAGGAUCUGUUACAAUUGCCGACCAUUUAUCAGCUGGAAGGGGCCAUCAGGGCACUGCAGGCUGACAAGGCCACAGGGCUGGAUGGAUUAGGCGCUGAGCUUCUGCAGGCCGAUCCUUGCAAAGCAGCUCAAAAGAUUUUCCCCUUGGUUUUGAAGGCGGCGAUCAGAGGUCAAGGCAUCAUGGAGCUGGCCGGAGGAUGGUUGCUGCCUUUAUACAAAGGAAAGGGUAAUCCUCAAAAGAUGAUGGGAUACAGAGCGAUACUCUUGGAAUCAGUUGUUUCCAGAGCGAUAUCUAAGGCCUGGAGGCCGAAGAUUACAGCUGGUCUUUCACUGAUUGCGGAACCCAUGCAGUGGGGAGGUCGACAAGGGCUGUCUAUUGAGGCAUUGCACCUUCAUAUCCAUUUUUGGAAACGAAAUGCGAGGAGGAAAAGAGUGUCACAUGCUGUAGUCUUCCUUGACAUACGUGCGGCCUUCUACUCUGUGGUCAAACAAAUGGUGGCAGGAGAAGCAAGAGGCAUGCGCAAAUUGGAAGAGGUUUUCAGCAAAAUUGGAAUGUCAGAAAAUAUGAAACCGGAUUUUUUACAUCAGGUGUCUGGCGUCAAUUUGGUGAAACAAGCAACCGGCUCAAACAUUGUUGCCGGAAAUGUGGCAGCGAUGUUGGGAUUGACAUGGUAUGUGAUCCCGGAGUCAAAAACAAUUCAGGGCCCGAUGACGGGAUCGAGGCCGGGAGACCCCUCAGCAGAUGUGCUGUUCUCGCUGGUACUUACAAAGGUUUUGAAACUCAUCAAGGACAGAGCUGGUGAGCAAGGCAUUCAACUACAUCAUAAAGCUACAGCUGGAGAUGUUUCAGAUGUGGUGACCUGGGUAGAUGACAUUGCUUUUUCGCUCACUGGAGAAGCGCAGCAGUUAGUUUCAAAGACAAUGAAGCUGCUGGCAAUUGUUCAAGACACGAUGUUGGAACAUGGCCUUGCGUUGUCCUAUGGCGUUGGAAAGACGGCUGUGAUGUUUUCAUUUCAUGGGCCAGGAGCGACAGCGGCGAGACAAGAAACAGAACAGAAAUACCGUGAUGGUUUACCUCUGCUCAGUGAACACAAGGGGAAAGUCAACAUUCCAAUUGUUAGCCACUAUCGUCAUCUUGGGGGCUUUGUGGUCCGUUCUGGAUCACGUUUGCAGGAGUUGAGGGUGAGAACAGCAGGAGCCAUGGCGAAGCUCAAGCCAUUGAGAAGCAUUCUCACUCACCCAGAUUUGCAGCAAGAACAGAGGAGCAGGAUGGUUAAAAGUCUUGGCCUUUCAGUUUUCACGCUGCAUGCUGGCACCCUUUAUGCGAUGACGCAAGGUGAAUAUCAACAGUGGCAAGCGGGAAUACACAAAAUCUACCAAUCACUGCACCAGCGCAAGCACGAUGGGGAGGUUCACCAUUUCACACUCUAUCAGCUUGCGGAUAUGAUGAAAUCACCAAUGCCGAUGGAAAUGAUCCACCUAUGCAGAUUGCGUUUGUUGGUUCACAUCAUCAGAGCGGGUGAUCAACAUAUGAUUGCAGCCAUUAUUGAGAAUCAUGAGAUUGAACAAGAAGAGUCAUGGUUGCAGGGUGCUUUCUACAGCUUGCGUUGGUUGGCGCAACAAGUUGGAAAUGAAAAUGUUCCAGAUGAACUUUUUCAACUGGAAGAUCCACAGGUGUGGGGCUGGUUUCAAGAAGGAGCUCAUGAGAUCAAGAGCCUCAUCAAGAAAGCAGAGUUAUCGCACUUGUGCAAGGUGGAAUCGUUAUGUGCUCUGCAGAAGCAAGCCAAUGAGCAAGACCAAUUGUUGAGAGAAAUGGGAUGGAGUUGUGAAGAUGAGGACGACAGUCAAGAAAAACAUGCUAUCAGUGAUUUUUCAUUUGCGUGUGAUGAAUGUGAUGCAGUUUUUGAUUUGUCGUCAUCUCUGGCGGUACAUCAACAGAAGAAGCAUGGAAAAAGAGUUGCGUUACGCAGAGUGGCAUGUGAUGCAACGUGCAGAGCAUGUGGUAGGUUCUAUCAUACCAGGCCAAGGCUCAUCAAGCAUCUUCAAACUGCAAAGAAAGGUUGUUGGCAGUACCACUUGAGGAACUUUGAACCCAUGACAGAAGAGGAGGCACUUGCUUUAGAUGAGAAAGAUUGCAAAGCAGGUGUGGCUGUGCAUCAGAGAGGUCUUAUUGAGCAUGCGCUUGAUCACACAUGGAGGUGGUGCACGGAAAAGGAGAAGGAGAAUGGCUUACCAUUGAAGUCGCAAGUGGUGCGGGUUGAUGGAGAGCCAACGGAGGAGGAGAUCAGCGAAUGGUCGUUGUUGGGCAUGCUUCCACCCGGGCAGGGUGGAAGAUGCCAAACCAAAAGAAAUCCAACGCAAUGGAGCGUGCACAAUGUUGGGCAUGAGGCCACAGAUGUUGAGCGCAAGUUGCUGGAUAGGGUACAAAAAUGGUCUCCAGAUCCAGAUUGGAUCCCCAGAGGUCCAGCUGAAGGCAGAAGAUUUUUCCUGAUAUUUUUUUCAGGGCAUCGACGUUUCAAAGAUCUUGCUACCUACAUCUGGUGGAAAUCGGAUUUGAUUCCGAUAUGCCUGGAUGUUGCCAUUGAUGCGGAAGUAGGCAACAUUUUGCAGGACAGUUUGUGGCGCUCUCUCAUUCAUGCCAGGCGUGUCGCUGGUGGACACGCAGGACCGCCCUGCGAGACUUAUUCACUGGCGAGAUGGCUUGAAAAUGAGAAUCAGCUAUACCCACGACCUCUUAGGAGUUGUGAACAGCCUUGGGGGUUGGAUGGCCGAACUUUGAGAGAGACGCGGCAGUGGCUCAUGGGCAACAUUCUCAUGUGGCGUGCGCUUUCAUUGUUGUUGCUCAUCUAUGCCUAUGGCGGCUCUUUCACACUGGAACAUCCUAAGGGAUGUGGAGGUGUAAACAACAAGUGGACGAUAUGGGACUCAGCAUUUGUCAAACAGUUGAUGCUGGCAGGCCUGGGAGAAGCCAUUUACAAGGGCUAUGACAAGAGCUGGAGACCAUCAAUGAUUUUGGGUGGCAAGGAUGGGCAUCAUUGGCGCACCGCUCAAGCCAAAGCCUAUCCUCCAGAACUUUGUAGGAUCCUUGCCGAACAACACAGUUCCUUCGCAGCAUGCCAACAGGCAGAGGGUGUGACCAUCGAACCAGAAGAUUUGCAAGCAGCUCUGGAGAUUUUGGCCAACACCUAUGACCCGUACAUGCAGAAUGCAAAGGGCAACAACUUCGACGCUGUCGUUCAGCUGGCCGAACGGAUCGAUGAGGCCUUGCUGGAAUACCAACAUCAAGUGGCCAACAACGAGGGGAUGAACCGUGCUGGCGUUCCCACUCUGGGGGUGCGCAAAUUUGGCGCCAAGUAUCCGCACUACCCGAGCUUCAUCGUGGCUCAGGAAUGGCGCGAUUGGGCCAACCGCAUCACCCAAAACUCACAGAACAUAGAGGUCCGCAAUGAUUUCUUGCAGGACGUUCGCAAGCGUUUGGAGUGGUUGGAAUCUGUGGAGCUGGGACUAGUGGAUCCCGGGAUCACCGACCUGCACGACACCUAUGGUUGGGACACAAAACGGCUGUCCUUGUUGCAGGUCUUUACCCGAGACGUCCGACCUCGUUUGGUGGAGAUGCGAGACACCGUGGAUCGUUCCAUCCUGGAACAGUCGCACGCGGAGAUCUUGAACGCCUGCUUCAACUUGACCAAACGUUUGAUCCUGGAGUCCAUGCGCUUCUUCGAGUGCGUGGCCAACACGGAGAGUCUGCGGGUGAAAUCUGAGGUCGUGGAUCACGAUGCUUGGGAUGAAGACCUGGCACCAUGGGAGGAAAGUGUGGCAAUGAGGCACAAGACUGAGGAAAGUCUUCAGGAACAGCAGGCAGUGCAACCAGUCAAUCGCGGCAACAGAGUCAGAGAGGCAUACAACCGAUUUCAAAGGAUGAGUCACAUGGACAAAUGCUUGACCGCGUGGUACGCCUAUAUGAGACCUCAGCUGCUGGAACAGGUGAACCCGGAAAACACCAGCAAAGAUGUCUGGGAAUCCUUGUUGGAGGCGAAUCGUCACUAUCAGAACCUCUUUGAAGUCUUGCAGCACGGCUUCGACUUCCAAGAAUAUCAGCAAAAGGGUGGCUGGAGCGAAGAGCGCGAAACCUUGCGACAGCGGCACUACGAAGGACUGAAACACAGCCUGAAUUCGCGGAUUCUUUGCUUGGACAAUGACCAGUUCGAACGCCUCUUGGAUGUGAUGUCUUUCUUUCUGUCGCACACGCUCUUUGCGACCAAUCAAAUGGCAACUUGGUGUUUUGCAGCGAGUGCGCCAACGGAAAUGGCGGAGGGUCCGAAAACAUUUGCUUUGGCCUUGCCAAGCAUGAAGGGCAAGGUUGGAGCGGGCCGGCAUGGAGAAGGAUUGGAACCAAAGCUUUUGACGAUGCAUAUGACAAGCGUGCUGACGCAGGCUCUGCAAUAUUUUGCAUCCAUGCUUUUCAAUGACGUUGGUGACGGGUUUGCCAAAGAGGCCAUUGAUGUGCAAAAGGCUGCUUUGAAAAAGGACAAGCCCACUGCUAAUGCGGAGAAUUUGCCACUGGGGAAUCCCCAGAAAGAGAAGCAAUUGUACAAAGAGUUGUCAGAUCAGUCGGCUUUAGAUGCCAGUGCUGAAAGAAAGCGCCGAUCACGAGCCAAUGUUCUCAGUGAGAAGAAUGUUGCGGUGGAACCUUCCGAUGUUGUGCCAAUGGUUUCUGCAGGAAAUAUGUCAGCAAUUCACACCCAAGCUCUGCCCAUAUCAGAUCUGUGCGAGCUUGUUUCCCAGCCGGAUUUGUUGCAGAAAGCUGUGCAUAAGCAAAUUGCACACACCAGUUCCAUUCCAAAGGCAGAGUAUCCACUUCGCGAGGAGGCAUUGGAACGUGCUUGGCUGACACAAAGAUCAAAAGGAAUCACUGGAAAAGAGUCCAUCAAGUCUUUCCGGGUUGAGGCAGAGCGCAUAGCUAGGCCAAGUGAUGGCGAUGUUUUUCCUGAGAAAGUGCGCCAUGAAAGUUUUUGCGGUGACCAGUGCCGUCAUUUUGCAGAUCGAAGUCGUAUUGAUUUGCACUCCCGUUUGAUGACGCAAUUUCAAGAGAUAGUUGCCUUCAAGGGGGGUGUCAAGAACGUGGUGCUGUCAGAUGUGCUUUGUGGAUGCGUUGUUGGUGAUUCUCUUGGUGGAACAUCUGUUCAGAUCGCCUUUUUGACUGCCGCUUCAGCACAAGCCGGAAGUCACAAGCCGGAUCAGGUAUUUGUGGCUUGUGAUAUUUUGGGGAGACAAGGAGCGCUGGCAGGUGACCCUUUCAAAGGGCUUUUGUUGGAACUGUCGACAGAAGACUUUUUCGAGCCAUCGGGCGCCGUUUACUUUCCAAACAUGCAAGCCCAGUCUGGAAGACUCCGCAUGUACACUGCAGAUCAGUUUGCUCACCAUUUGCUGGAUUUGGGUGAGUCAGAAUCUGUUGGGAAUGAAAAUAGCAGAGCUGUCAGUGUGGUCAUCAAACUUUUAACAUUUGAGGAAGACCUUUUUCCAAAGAACUUGUUGGUGACAGGGAUGGAAGACACUGAUUUUUCGACUGCAGAACCUACCGACAUUGCAGAAUUGAACCCAGAAAGCAAGGAGCCAGGGCCAGGGGAUGAUAUUGUGCAUCCUCUGAAUGACUCAGAUGUUGGCGAGAUUGAUUUCACUGAGCUUUUGAUGUCAUAUGGAAACACAGAGUUUUCCAGUGGAAAGCCUGCCUCCUGUUCUGAUCAUCCACCUAGGAAGAAAGCAAGAACAAAACCAGCGCCAGAAGUAGAUAGCAGCGGUGUUGGUGACGCUCUAGAAGAGGUCAAGCCACCACCAGAAAGUUCGUUGCUGGAUGACCCUGCAUUGGCUGCAUUCGUGGAUGCUAGGGACAUUGCUGACCUCCAGAACGCAGUCAAUCUUUGCAAAGAGGUUGACAAAUCAUCUGAUUUGAAUGAGUGGAGGUUUUGCAAGAUGGGAGCCGCGUUGAAGUCUGGAAGUUUCCAAGUGGUAGCAUUGCGGCGAAGAUUCUUGACUUUGGUGGAGGCAAUGGCUCCUUCCUCUCCUCAGACCCCAAUGAAAGCCAUGAAGAGUUGGUCGGACUCGGAGACUUUGGUUUUGGGGCAAUCGCCUCGUUCUCCGCGAUCCCCUCGCCCGGAGCUUCGUCGUUCAAAGGCUUCGUCAGAUUUGGGGGUGAAUGCAUCACCGAAGACUCCGGUCAUGAAGUCUGUGAAAGGCAGUCCGGAAUCAGGACGUGCCGUUGCUAGCCCCAGCAAGUCUGCCAAGACCAGUCCUCAAUCCAGCAAAAAAUCAGUCGGAAUGGCAUCGCCCAAGCCCAAGUCCAAGGCUGUUCAGAAAGGUCAGAGUAAGGGGUCUCUGACCAAAGGCAAAGCCAUGGUAGGCAAGCGUGCGAUGCGCAAGCCAGCUGCGAAAGCAGCCGGCAGAGUGACUCUCCGUGACAUGCAGCGAGAGAAAGCUUCGAAGUGGCAUGAUCUUAUGUGCGAGAUCCAGCAGGAAUACGACGAUAUGGUCUGCUACAACAAGUCGUUCAACGUUCCCCCACCUUGUACCUGGUUCUGGCGAUCGUCUUUGGAGGAGUUGGGAUGGGUGCAGGUUGGCAGGGUUCGUUGGCGCGCUGAUGGUUGGACCCGACCAUUUGACUACGACUACCGCCCCAAAGACAUGAUGAAGCGGCGCACCCCUUGCAGCGUUGAGUGCCGCCCGUGUUUCCUUUUCCAGAAGACACAUCCAUACUGUGACAUGAGCCGAGUUGGGUUGCAAGAGCAGUUGAGUGACUCGCAGAACUUGGAGACAUACCUCUCUGGUUUGGAAGAGUACUGUGCUGAGCGUCGUUCUGGGAAACGACGAGGUGCAGAUGCGGGAGCGGGCAGCGAUGCUACCUAUGCAGAGACGAGCUCGUCGUUUUCGACGAAACAGGUGGUUGGGUAUUUCUGGCCAGUUGAGCUGUUGAAAAAGCAUUCCAAGCAAUUGCCAAAGAGGCUGAGCAGUUUGACCCAUCAGGGCCGUGUGCUCAAAGGUGUUACCCUCGAAGAAUUUGCUGUGGGUGCCAUUGAAGUUGCGACAACUUCCUCUCGUGGUGCCAAGCGUCUUGCUGAGCUUGCACGUGAUGAUUCAGAGAACGAAGGAGACGCAGCUUCUGCUUUUGACAUUGUGCAGAAGAAGGUUCGUGUUUCAGGCUCCACGGCAGAAGGUGACGAGUCUUCGGAGAUUACUUUGAAGAUGGCCGGAAGAAUUGAGGAUGAUACUGAUGAACUCCACUCAAUUCUCUUUGGGGAUGUUGGGAAAACCCGCAAGGAGAAGGGAGCAUCAGAUGAUGAGCAGCAGGCCGCCAAACGCAGGGCAACACUGCGCAACAAGAAGGCAGCUUCGCUUGGCAAUGCUUGCGUUGGGCAAGAGGUGGAGUCGACUGGUGGGCCUGCUGGUUCCAACCCCGACAGCUCUGCUUCCACCAACUCUGGCAGUGCUUGGGCGCUAUCGGGUGCCAGUUUGUCAUCCAGAAAGGCAGCUGCGGAGGCAAAAGAGCUUGACAAGGCAGAAGCCUUGGUCUUGAGUGUGAACCAGUUGAAAGGUCAGCUGGGUGAGGAGACAUCAGUGAUGCAGGUGAGCCUGAAGUCAGCGCGCUCUUUGUGCGACAAGGUCACCGUUCGUUUGAACCCUGAUGGGAGCAAGCUGUUCUUAGAUGCCGUGAAGCGCAACGGGCCGGCAUGCCGUGAAGCGAUGGACGAGUUCGUUGAAGCCCUCCAUGAUUCGGAGGCGUCCCCGGACACAGUGAGAUCACGGGGGGCAAAGUUGAAAGACUUUUCCAUCCAGCUCCCACGCAAUGUGAACAUUGUGAUCUGCAAGAAGAAUGCCGAGGAGUUUGUCCAGCAAGGCAAGCUUGAUGAGUUGUUCACUUUUAUGGAUCCUACGAAGUCAACGGGUGACAUUGGCAUCAUGACCGUUUUGCCGGACACCGAGAAUGAGGAUGACCGCAAGGAAAUGAUCCGUGAUUUCCAACUUGGUUGCGUUACCCAUUUGGUCAACAACCUCUUGCUCAAGGAAUUUGCAGGUGACGCUGCAAGCAAGGAGUUCGAAGAUGAGAACAAGAAGUUCAUGAAGUCAUGCGUUCAGAGUUUGAAGGAUUUCCUUGGAGCUUUCCAGAAGUCGGACGUCUACCAGACAGCUGCUCCGGAGAAAUCACAAUUCCGAGAUGACUUGGGUCGCAUUUUCCAGCUGACUGAGUAUGUCUUGAAAGGGGAUGCCUUGCUAGCUUCUGAAUGUGAUUCCUUGCAUUCCAUGAAAGCUGCAGUGUCCAAAAAGGGCUUCUCAUUCCACGCUGGCAUGGUGACAUUCCCAGUGGGGUCUUGGAUGAUGGAUUCUAUCGGGGAGAUGAUUGCCCAGUGCCGCCAAGACCAAUUGCUUGGGAAAGAGUUUGAGUCUGUGGUGCAGUUUGCCCAGGGUCUCAAAAUCACCGUGGACUACAUGACAAAAAAGGACAAGGAGACCGGAGCCAUUGACAUCACCAUUCCGAAUCUCAACAAGAAGGUUGACAUGGCGGCAAAGUACUUUGCCUUGAUGGACUCAGCAUCAUCUACUGCCAGGAAGAUGCUUGAGCCAGAACUUGAGAUGGUUUGUGAUCGAAUUGAGCUGCUUGCGACCACUUUGGUUGAAGCGACGGCUUUGAAGUACGAAGAGUUCUUUGGCAAAUUGAACCAGCUGCUUACUGUGUGUUUCUCAGGUGGAGAGUGGGGUGAUGAGAAGUCGUCUGAAGUCCUGCAGUCCUUGCAAUCCAUGCAAGCUUUUCAGCCUUGGUCCCGCAUUCAGCCAGCGAGGCUCGUGGGCAAGAGCAAGGCGCUCAUCUUGGAGAAGCACUUGAGUUCCAUGAGCUCGCUUGGCUCAGCUUUGCAAAAGGCAUUUCCAAAGCUUGUUUCCUUGAAGACUGCGACACUGACCGAAUCAUUGCUCAUGAGUUCUGAAAUUCGGACACUCUACAGUGCGCAUCAUGAUCAAGAUGUGCUGACAGCUGUGAAAAAGCUUGCGCCAAAGAUGCUUCCUGGCAUCGACGCAAUCACUACUUUGAUCAGCAAGGCCGUUGCAGACUUUCUUUGCAAGGCAGCUUCAACUUUCGGUGACUUUCUCACUGGCAUUUUGGAGGCAGAGCCUGUGUUUGAUUCCAUCUUGCAAAGCAAGGUGGUCGGAACAGUGGAUCUACCCGAGAUGGAUGAGAAGGGGGUUGCAAAGAUCGAGAAUGAGAUUGACUUUGGGGCACUCUAUGUGGCCUUCAACCCUUUCUUUGCGGAGGACAAGACUGCGAAGCUGGCAAUCAACGAGAAGCAGACCAUUUCGGUUCACACAUCCUUUUUGUGUGUAGCCGGGUCCCUGCUGCAGUUGUCGAAGUAUGUUCUCUCUGUGAAGGAAGGUAUGGAGGCAGCGAAUUCCCAGGGAGACUUCAAAACAGUGAUUGGGUUGCAGCUUCAGCGUGCUGCCCAAAAAGAUGCUACUGGUCCAAAGGUUGAUACCAAGCUUAGCCUUCUCAAUACAGUGCCGCACUUCUUUCCCGGCCUUACGAAGGCUUCGCAAUCCUACCAGGAGAUCAUGAGCAAAGCUGGUGCUACCAUUGCCAACUCCGACCAGAUCAAGUUCUAUCACGAGAAGUUGUUGGAGACAUUGGUUGCCAGCAUCCAGCUUGGACUUUGUGAGAAUGUCAAGGUGGUGUUGUUUUGUGGCAGCAAAGCUGGCUCGCAGUGCAGCAUGAUGCAGCACUACCUUCAAAGUGUGAAAACUUUGACAUUCAUCCAGACCGAGGUUGGGAGUGAGGUCACAUCCCUCAUCGGUAUGUUGGAUGCAUUUUCUUCGUCGAACAAUGCCAAGACAAUGCCACCUGAAGAUGCCAAAGUUAAUCUGUCAAACGUCACCUACCUUCAAGGUAGUGUCUCCUUAGCACAGUCCAUGGUCCGCAAUUUGAACCCCGGAGAAACCAGAACCGGGCUCAUCAGCAAGUGCAUGGCUUUGCUUGCCAAGACCAAGGUUACUGCUGACGUGAUCUUGACCAAGAAAGCGAACCAGGCACUGGCUGGAAAGUUGCAAUCCAGCUUAUCCUUGCUCACUGGCCGACUCUACAUCACACGGCUGUUGAGCCAGAACCAUAUCCUUUGCAGCAUCAUGUUUAUGGAUUCGGUGGCUGACCAACUACGCUACCAGAUCCACGAGAUCAAAGAAAUCUUAUUGGCUGGUUGGCAGAAGGCCCGGCGCCAGACACGCACUUCGCACUGGGCCAACGCCCGGCCCUUGGACAACUUCCGACUGGCCAUGCAGGCCAAGAGGAAUGUGGACAAAAGUCUCAGCGACUUGGAGUUCACCCUCACGAAGCUGCGGCAACGGGUGACCUCGGUGGCCCUGAAGUCGGACCAGGACCUGAAGGAGGAGAAAGACAAACAUAUGCUGCUCUACACCCUGACCUGGCGCAACGUGGUUGCCUGGCAGCAGAGCUCCUUCGCCCCAGAGCUGCGGGAGCGCAUCGCGCCUUCUUGGGGAGAAGAGCUCGAGGUGCAUGAGAAGUUAAAACCGGAGAACAUGCGGAACUACGCCCGAUACUCCGUGUGCGAACACCAGUGGAACGCCUUUCACUCGACCGCGUCGCUGGAUGCCCUGAAAAAUUGGACAAGCGAAGUCGAGGAAACUGGGGAUGAUGAGAAUCUUGCAUGUCCGCUGAUCUGUACAUCAAGGCCUGAGUCAAACAAAUAG
Messenger RNA from Cladocopium goreaui, 16935 nucleotides. Lineage: Eukaryota; Dinophyceae; Suessiales; Symbiodiniaceae. The record is from the annotation of a GenBank genome assembly.